Messenger RNA from Lindgomyces ingoldianus, 2019 nucleotides. RefSeq lists its product as uncharacterized. The coding region runs from base 1 to 2019 and encodes 672 amino acids. Lineage: Eukaryota; Fungi; Ascomycota; Dothideomycetes; Pleosporales; Lindgomycetaceae. The transcript has 19 exons. The record is from RefSeq and is a predicted model, not a curated record.
AUGCUGACCAGGACUGAGGCAGGUGAGGCUCUUAUUUUGAACAGUCCCUCAGCCCUAGGAUAUCCCUCUAAUCAUGUACGAAAAGCCUUCGGGCACCACAGGCCACAUGCCGUCGGAGCUCCACGUAUUCCAGGAUUCUCGCGUUCUUCAACCACCAAGUUUCCUAGAAUGGGAGGGUUGACGUAUGCCUCAAGCUGCCGAGCUCUGGGCAGAGAGUCCUCUGCAUCUCACACUGGCUGGAUGAGCCACACGUGGGACCCCUGCGGAGAACUUGCUGUCAGAAGGGAAGCCGUAAGUGUCAAAGGCUUCCACAGAGCUCUGUGUUUUGCUGUUGGCUUCAUGACAGCCAAGCGACUGUGUCGCGGCAGCUCCCGAAUGGCUAGAGCCAUUAAACGGCCCCUUCUUCACAAAAGAAGAACAACUCAUGGCGGAGAUGUUCAUUUCGAGCCUCAGGCUGGCACCAUGGAGUAUGCCAAGCUGUUCCCUCAGGUCUCUGCCAAGUGGUCAAGAGCAUCAGAUAUGUCAGAUAUCCGCCACCGACGGUACUCCUUCAUCUUUCUUCUAUCGAAAAUGGCAUUUGUUUUGCAAAGUGCAGCCAUACAGUGGUCAUUCCGGCGAUGGCGUGCAAGAAGGCUCUGGGGAUGGGACGUCGUGAACAUUGGCAUUACGAGAAGCGACGACUCAGUCGCGCUGAAGACGCGCGUCAAUGGAGAUGACGGAUAUGCAAAGUUGCACAGUGGGAGGGAAAGUAACGAGCGGACACUAGUCUUCAAUUGUUCUAGCCUGAAAUGGGAUAAGACUUCCACACGCGUCAACCCUACAACAUGUGAUGUAUCACUUUUGUCCAUUAAAGCCCUGGCUAGAAUAAGGGAGAGCGUCAACAGGAUGCCACUUUCGAGCUUAAAAACUCUCUGCCAUGUUCCACGUUGUUUCCGUGAGAGGGUUGGACAUAUUGAUUGGCAUGAUGGCCCAUUAUCUAGGGAUGGGGGAUCCAGACCCUCGCCACCUUUUUCCUCCACAUAUCUUUCAUUCUAUGAUCUUUCAUGCACACGAAGCCUUUUGUCGAUAUUACUUCCAUUAUCCCCCUUGCGGGAAUUGCUCUCCCUCUUAGGCCGUCUCAUAGCCAUCAAAAUUAUCGCAUUCAGACUAUCUGUCAGUUCAAAGGAUUCUUACCUAGCACGAUGCUGCCCCACAGCAGAGACUCUUCUCGAGAAGCCAUGCAAUUCGCCUUUCGCCAUGGCAAAACUCUAUAAUAGCCAGGAGUUAGCAAAACGCCAGACCCCAGCUUGUCAUUCCGGCUCUCAGAAACCUCGACCUAACCUACAACCUCACCCUAACCUUGGCCUCUAUGUCGCAGAUAUCGCCCCUCUAAAUUACCUGACAGGAACCGCUGUCGUGGGGGGAUUUAAACGGAGAGACGCCAACGGGCAAAUUUGGAAUACAUGGGGCACCGGUAGAUCCAGUGAGGUUAACUCUUACAACGGUGUGUCAAGAAGCAUACUAUAUGAUUGGGUAAUUUUGAUGCCUGUACGAUUGAGAUUUUGUGUACGUUCCGGUUACGGCUCACGUGAUCUGUACGAGUAUGAUUUGAUUGAAGUACGCCGCACUCAGGUUGAAACAGCUUUGAUACUUACAGGCCUUAUCUCAUUGAUGAAGACUAAUCGCAGCAGGGAAAGGUACGUUCAUACCGAACAUGUGACUGGUACAGCUCACUUUGUACAGACAGUAAUAUGCCCCGUUGGAAGCCCUGAUCCGAUGUUGGAUCCGAUUGGUGUGGUUGAAACAGAAGGAUUGCCGCCCAUUAAGGACAUUCAUUUUACCCUUGGUUGUAUAUUUCUAGUAUCAUUUCUAUUCAUACUGUACAGUACCAUAGAAAUUCCAGGAAGUGUGCAUAUUACUCGUUCGUUGCCUAGCCGUCUAAACCGACAGUUUCUGUGGGCAGAAUUCGCAAUCUGGAUCAAGGUCCUCUUCGCAAAAACCGCCAAGAAUCUCUCUCUACUUAGCAACCUCUAUAUUUAA